Messenger RNA from Copidosoma floridanum, 1965 nucleotides. Its product is annotated as BAG family molecular chaperone regulator 2. The record is from RefSeq and is a predicted model, not a curated record. Gene Ontology annotation, biological process: protein stabilization. Gene Ontology annotation, molecular function: protein-folding chaperone binding; adenyl-nucleotide exchange factor activity. NCBI's taxonomy places the organism in Eukaryota, Metazoa, Arthropoda, Insecta, Hymenoptera, Encyrtidae.
CUAGUCGAGUUUAGUUUGGUUGUCAAGUUUAGUCGAGAAAAGUUGCGCGAUAAGCGCGACGACGGCUUUAAACAUUUGAUAAAUCAUCCUUGCCUACGCCCCUAGCGAACAGUGAGGAUACGGCAAAAGACAAACCAUAAUAGCAAAAGAGGAAGUCGAGGAAGAUCGAAAAGGAGGACAAAACGGCGCCAAGAUUACUGACCAAGUAGACGGCAAGGUUAGGAUUAGGCUAACCGAGGCCAUGGAUGGAAGUCCGCUGCCCCAUAUAGUAGAGAGUAUGGAUGACUUUGGGGGCAAGCCCAAGGACCGGCUCGUAACUGUCCUCGAUCGCAUCGAGGUACUCGUCGAGCAGCUCAGGAAGGAAGCCCUCAGAAUCGAGGAAGAAAAGGACGGCUUGCUGACAACGCUCGACACCUUGCGCAACAACGACCUCGUCGUCAAUCUUGAUGAAACUGAUAAAGAUGAUAUUAUUAAAUACACAGAGAGAUUGUACACAAGAUGUUUAACUAUUGAUGUUCUCGUGAAAGUACCACGCGAUGAUAUCCAAGAGGAUGCAUUACAUCAGGUAAAUGGACUCAUAGAUAGUUUAAUAGUAAAUCUUCGAAAUGAUCCGAGUGGUACGCGGGAACGCUGCUCCACCUUUAUGAACGCGUGCUCGUCUCAUGUAACAGGCUACUGCGAUAAGACUUUCGAGACAGCUAUUCUUGGCUGCACGCUCGACGAUCAAAAGCGAAUCAAGAAGCGGUUGCAGGGCCUCCUAGAUUACAUCGAUAAAACACAUACUAUUACGCUUGAAUAAAAUAUUUGUUAACUUGAUGAGGUCAAGACUUGUAGCAUGUAAACAUUGUGGAUACAUCUACGUUUGUUUUUUGGAGAUCUUGAACUGUAGUAACGGAAUUCCUACAGGAACUUUUUUUUAUUUACAUCGUAUUAUUUUUAAUUCAAAGAAAAAUUGUCUUAAGAUGCAUCAACGUUGUUUUACCUUAACAUCAUUUGAUUGAUUCUUCUUAAUAAUAGCUGUUAUGAUUUGUGUAUAAAUAUUCUAUAAGAUAGGUGAACAUUUGUCAACAAGCUUAUCUUUGAUAAAAACAAUUCUGCAAAACUGCAAUCUUAUCCGUCAAUAUCAUUGUUACAUUAUUUAAAAAAUCUUAUUGCAAAAAUGCUGACAAAGCUACAAGAUUACAAACCUAAGAAAUUGUUACAAUCGCAUAAAAUACGAAUACAAAUAUUAAUUUCAUUACUUUCAUUUAUUGCACUAUCAUGUGUUUAAGUUUAUGUUGCUUAGUUCAAAAAACUACAAGUUAUACUUACUGAAUGAAUAAUUUAAAAACAUCCAAACAGCAUUUCAAAUGUUAUUAUUUUAAACUUUAAACCAAAUCUAUGAAUAAUUCAUUUUCUCCUAUGCAGAACUACUAUAACUAUCUCAAAUGUAGCUGAUUACAUAUUUAAACUAAUUUUUCCAAUCUUAGACUAUUUACCAUUGAAAAAGUUUUAAAAUUCUCCAGUUACUGCUGGUCAGUCUAAAAAAAUACAAAGAAAAAUAACGCUGGGCCAGAGCCAUUUUCAGCAUGGCUUAGUUUUUUUGGAUCCAUUACGUGGAUACGUUAUAAAGUUUGCAUUUUAAUAAUUCUCUAUUAUAAGGCUGCAUUUUUUCACAACGUUGAAACUAUAGUUGUAAAAAUCUUUAUCAAAUUAAAAACCAACCAAAAACUUUCUCUUAUUCAUUUAAUGCAAGAAAAAUAAUUUUUGACUAAAAAAUUGGUAGAAACAUUCCUCUGACUCUACGCAACCGAUAUUUAAAUAAAGCAAAAUGUAAUCGUAAUAAAUUUCAUAAAUCAUAAGACAUUAAAAUAUUUAUCACAAUUCAAUUAUUACUCCAAUGUAUGCAAUAAAAUUAAUUUAUUGACUAGUACAUUUUAAUACUGUGAAAAUUAUCGAAAACAUUCAAUAAAAAAUUUUUUGAAA